Messenger RNA from Megalobrama amblycephala (Wuchang bream), 2975 nucleotides. RefSeq names its product zinc finger protein 239-like. Gene Ontology annotation, molecular function: DNA-binding transcription factor activity, RNA polymerase II-specific; RNA polymerase II cis-regulatory region sequence-specific DNA binding. The transcript is spliced from 3 exons. NCBI's taxonomy places the organism in Eukaryota, Metazoa, Chordata, Actinopteri, Cypriniformes, Xenocyprididae. The record is from RefSeq and is a predicted model, not a curated record. Bases 1803 to 2591 code for a protein of 262 amino acids. Gene Ontology annotation, biological process: regulation of DNA-templated transcription.
UGAUUCACUUCAAAUGUUGACUAUUAUAUAUGAGACAAUACAUUUCAAUAAAUUGUACUGUUUCUUUCAACAUACCUUCUGAUGUUCAUUCAUGUGCUAUAUCUAGUUGUAAAGCAGAAGAGAUGAUCAGCUCUUGUGCGCUCGAUUCGCACCGCUGCUUAAAAUGAUGCACCACAGCGAUUAGCGAAUUUUGUGAAAAAUUACCGAAUUUGAAUGCUUAGACUUUGUUUCAUUUUCAAAGUAACAAAUCAUAAAGCUUAUAGCGAUUAUGGCAGACGCCCAUCGGAAGUUCUAAUUAAACGUCAUUAUUUCAGUCAAUGAUUUCAACCGAUUUACUUAGAUAUUUUCCUUUCAUCUUUACUAACUGGAGUUCAUUUCUAAGUCUAAUAGGUGAAUCUGCAACAUGGCCCUCCAUAGGGUCCCGUACGCCCAUGAUUGUGGGCUAUUUGCAUGAACGAAUGGAAAAGCACAUUAGCCGUUUUGUUCAUGCACCAGAAGAUGAAAGCCAUAAAACAACCCAGAUCACAAAAUAUACUCAGGCCAGUUCACAUUCUGACAUGCCAGAGACUUAACCUUUGCCCCGUUUCUGUAUGAAAAACUGGAGAUGUGCUGAUAUCAGGGCAACAUCCUUCUGAGCACUGCCUUCUUUAUGCUGAUUUUUAAGAAUCAUAAUCAGCUGUUUUUUAAUGACCUUGAGAUCGUAACUCCACAGUCAUCAGGGCUGAAAAAUACAGAGAUAAUAAAUGAGCAUUAAAUCAACUUGCAGCUUAUCGCCAUGAAGUGUUUGGUUUUGGACGACCACAAACUAACUAAAUAAAUGAAUAAACAUUUUUUAUGUUAAAAUUCUGCAGUUCCUCUAAAUUUAAAUGAGGAGUUUUUGUGAAUACUUACCAACAGCUUCUGUCUCCAUCUUCAGUUUUUUUUUCAUUUUGUGAUUUACUUUGAUAAAAAAAACUUAAGUUAAAAUACUUAAUUGUCCAUUAUCUGUGCUCUUUUUUUAAUAUUAAAUAUAACCGUAUCCCAUUUAAAUAGCAGCAAUACUGUUUUGCAAUACAACAUAAACACAAUAAGUACAUUGUACCUAACAUUUGUAUUUAACAUUAGUACAAAGUAGUUAAACAAGUACUAAAAUAUUGUAUAAAACACAAGACAUUUGAAUUUGUAGUACAAAAUAUUAAAAUAUAUACAAAUAUAUGAUGUUUGAGAGUGUAGAGACUAACUUAAACCAUCAAACAAGCUUUUUUGAAAAUGUGAAAGAUUUACUUCAUAAUCUAUUGAUUAUUGAACAAUAUUAAAUUUUUUUUUUUAGACAUUUUAUACCUAUUUUUAGAUACUUUCAGACUCAAUUGAGAUUUAUAUGCCCACUUAAAAUAAAAACACUAACUUUGUGUUUAAAUACUGACACUUUAUGAACUCAUACACUCUUUUUAAAUCACAUUUGUCACUAUUUGUCACUAUUUGCAUUUUAAUGUAAUUUAUAUCUGGUAUAAAAUGGUUUCUUCACCCAAACAUUAGACAAAAUCUCACACUCUUUAGUUGUUAUAUUUUCAGCACAUCAUUGGACAACAUACAUUUACCUCUGGACUUCUGUCAUCUUUUAUUAUUUUUAUAUAUUCUUCUAUAUGAAUUUCUAUGUACUGUGAUUUUAGACACUGGUGUGUGAACAUGACCUUUAUUUUGGUUUGUGAUGUGACGUGAUAAGGCUGCGUCGCGCUCCUGCAUCUGUUGUGGUUCGACUUAAGAAAGGUUGUCCAAAUACAGAAAAAACUCCUGGUGAAGCGACUGAAAUCACUAUUAUAAAGAUGGAGUUCAUUAAAGAAGAGAGUGAAGACGUGAAGAUUGAAGAAACUUUCAGAGUGAAACAAGAAGAUACUGAGGAACAAACAUUCAGAGUGAAAGAUGAAGAUACUGAGGAACAAACAAAGAUGGCAUUUAUUAAAGAGGAGAGUGAAGAAAUUAAGAUUAAAGAAACAUUCAGAGUGAAACAAGAAACAACUGAGGAACAAACAGAGUUGAGGGUGCUGAAGGAGGAGAGGGAAGUACUGAAUGAAAGGGAAGAGAAAGAACAAUAUGAGAAACAUCAUGAUUGCAUAACUGAAGAAAAAUAUUUUAGUUGCCCACAGACUGAAAAGACUUCCUCGCAAGAAAGAGCUCAAAACACUGGACCUAGAAGUUGUCUCACCGUUUUUCAAGUUGGAAAGAGUUUCAAUGAACAUGGAAACCUUACAGUCAUGAGAGUUCACACUGGAGAGAAGCCUUUCGUCUGCCAACAGUGUGAAAUAGGUUUCACCCAAAAAGGAAGCCUUAAAAGACACAUGAGAAUUCACACUGGAGAGAAACCUUUCACCUGCAAACAGUGUGGAAAGAGUUUCAACCAAAAAGGAAGCCUUAAAGUCCACAUGGAUGUUCACACUGGAGAAAAGCCUUACAUAUGCCCUUAUUGUGGAAAAUGUUUCAACCAAAAAGGAAACCUCAAUAACCACAAGAGAACACACUUGGGAGAGAAGCCUUACACAUGUCCUAAGUGUGGAAAGAGUUUUGAUCAACAUGUAAGCCUUAAAGGGGACCUAUUAUGUAAAAUUCACCUUUAAAUGGGAUUUGAACAUAUUUAUGUGGGUGUUUUUUUAUGCUGCCAAAAUCAGGAAAAGUGCCUCAAAUCGAGCCAUUCAGGGGUGCGUUUCCCAAAGCAAACUUUGGUCGCAAAUUCCGUCGUUACCAAUAGAGUUCAACAGGACUUGCGACCAUAGUUAGCUUUCGGGAAACUCACCCAUGGAAUGUUCUCUUUUCUGAUGUCGCAAACGGGAUAAGCCCCAUCCACGUCCAAAGGCAUUAAGUAACGGAAUACAAAUAUUUUGUUACUGUACUUAAGUUGCUGUUUUCUUUUUUUUUUUUUACUUUGAGUACUUUGUUUAAAUUCCUACAUUUUCAAGCUUAAUAAAUACUUUUACUCUGACAAGUCUUCUUGUCAUUCUGAU